CGAAUCUCGCUUUGGCAUCUCGUGAACCGCAUGCUGUCUCUCACCACGGCCAGCCAGAGCUUCGUAGCAGCUACUUGCUCUGGCACCAAAAGCAAUUCCAGCUGCCAUGGCAGAUGCGCGGUGGAACAAGAGGCACGCAGCUGCAUGAGGCCCCCAUUCAGAUUCAAGCUGGCUGCCGUCUGAUGGAUGCCUACAGCAGCUGCAGCAGCUACAGCAGCGCGUCGUCUUCUAGACGUUUUCUGGAAAAGAUAGGCCGCCCCAGAAAGCGUGCCAUUGCAGUGCAGUGCCCGCCCGUGAUGGUGCCUGGCGCGCCUCAGCUCAGCUCCCCUCCCACGCUCCGUGCCCAAGCUGCUCCCACCCGGCGCGUCAUCGCUCCUCUCCAAUCUCCAACCUCACCCCCAACUCCACGUGCCAUUGCGUAAUCCGCCUCGCUCGCCGACUGCCGUGCUCUGCUCUCUCCUGCGUGUCCUGCGUGUCCUGCACCUCCCCAGCACCUCGCCCGUCACCCCUGCACGCUCGCGAUCCCGACGACGUCAACCCCUCACCAGCACGCCGC
Molecule: messenger RNA, 556 nt
Organism: Dothidotthia symphoricarpi CBS 119687
Lineage: Eukaryota; Fungi; Ascomycota; Dothideomycetes; Pleosporales; Dothidotthiaceae
Exons: 1
Coding region: 114-422 (102 amino acids)
Source: RefSeq, a predicted model, not a curated record